This is a messenger RNA of Plodia interpunctella (Indianmeal moth), 1933 nucleotides long. RefSeq lists its product as uncharacterized. The transcript is spliced from 7 exons. NCBI's taxonomy places the organism in Eukaryota, Metazoa, Arthropoda, Insecta, Lepidoptera, Pyralidae. The record is from RefSeq and is a predicted model, not a curated record. The coding region runs from base 213 to 797 and encodes 194 amino acids.
CCUCGGCCGCUCGACCUACGCAGCGGGCGUUUCGAAGCCCGAUUAAAAAAAAGUGAUAACCGGACAACAGACUCGAUCAGCCGGUAUUUAUAGUAUUGCGACGAGACUGGUUUCUAGUUUUACGCCGCGAAAGUUUUCGCUGUGUCUAGUGGCCCUAGCGGCGUUUAUUGGAAUUGUUUUGAUAUAUUCAGCCGGAACGUACAUGUGAUGAAAUGGCGCAGUACCUUCGCUGGUGUUUGAUCAUCGUCACAGCUCUAGGGAUCGCGUCAUGCAACGGCCAGAGCUCAAUACAGGACAGACAAAUGGAAGAUAGUACGCCGCCCAGCUUGAUGCGGGAGGUAGAAGACAACAGUCGGUACAAAACCCUGGAGGCCAAUGCUACUCUGCUCAAACUUCUCGUUGAUAACAAAGAUGGCGUCAGCAAGUCUGAAGUAUUCGACAUGCUGCAUUCCCGAGAUGACGAUCAGAGUCACGUGGACCUGCCCGUAUUUCCGGAAGAUGCCGAGGAUUCCCGAGUGGACGUGCCAAGCGCGCCCGACUCUCAGGUGGAAACUUUGCAAGCGCCAAGCGCCACAGUCCGCAAAGACUCCAUGCGUGCGCGGUACUCCAGCCGCGGAGAGCCCGUGGGCACUGCAGCGGGCAUCAUGGUGGUCAUCACUUGCACCAUCGUCUGUCUCGGCUACAUCGGAGUGGUGGUGUGGAGGAGGAUAUACCUUAAAAGAAAUGGUUUGAAGCACGAGCUAUUACGAAACGAGGAGAAUAUUGCAGAGACAAGAAUAGAAGUGAGUAAUCUGUGAACGAAAUGAGACAUCAGCGAAGGAGAUUCCUGAGGCCAACAUCUUUGACCGGUGGGACCGCACACGUCACGGAUGCAAAACAAUAACAACUUUAAGACUGAGUUAGUUCGUAGCAGAUUUGAACGACAGCGCCUACCUGGCAAAAUUAUGCUCGUUGAAAUUUGAGCUUUAUAACCUCGACUGUAGAUAUACAUUACAUAUUGUCCACAAAGUAGCGGACUCCUCGCUAUCGGUUCGCUUACAGCUCAUGUUGUCAAUGCAAAGUAUGUCUACAGAAGACGCCAUAAAGUUUACUUUUUAAUGAACUGUUUUUGUCGGGUGGGAGAGUUGCGGUAUAGAUCAGCUAUAUUACCUUUAGUUCUAGAUAUAUUUUGCCACAAUCUUGCAAAUCUUUUUCAUAAUUUUGAGGAUAAUUGUUUUGCUGAAUUACAUUUUUUCUUUUUUAGAUUUGACCUACUGUCUUAUACAGGCAUUUAAUACUCAUAUAGAGAACCUUUAAGAAAUUAUAAUAAGAAGGAUGUGUCUUGGAACAAAAUUUGAGUUAAUGUUUUUCUGACAUUACAUAGUAGUUAUAUUAUUGAAUUGAGGAAAUAAUCUUAAGUUGUGCCAUAAUAUUAGACGAUACGAUCAUCACAUUUCGCUUGCAUAUAUUUUUUUAAUACUUACAUAUAGAUAUUAAAUUAAAUUAAAUUUAUACAGGAUGUAACACACACCAUUAAACACAUGAAGUGGUAAGAUACGGUAACUUUUAUGUGAAUCUUUUAUUAUUAUUAAAACUCGCGACUGAUGACUACUUUUUAGAAGUCUUGAAACUUACUACUUAGACCAAAUCUUACUACAUCGUAUGUAUAAUAUGAAUACAUAUAGGUAUUUUGUAAUACCCUGUAAAUUAAUAUGAUUCUUACUUCAGAAGCAAGAACUUUUGAACAUACUAUACUACUAUAUUUAAUAAGAUUUUGAUCAUUUAUUUUUAAAUCUUGGUCUGUUUUUAUAGUCACUUUUUCAUUAUGUAGCUAUUAAAUUACGAUUGGCAUGUGUGUAAAUUGUAAUGUUAUUUAUUUUUAAAGUCGAAACAUGUCUGUGAUGUGAAUAACAUAAGGAAGUCAACAUUUAUUUAAUAAAUUUCUAAUAAUUAU